Linnemannia hyalina is the source of this 402-nucleotide messenger RNA. The record is from the annotation of a GenBank genome assembly. Lineage: Eukaryota; Fungi; Mortierellomycota; Mortierellomycetes; Mortierellales; Mortierellaceae.
AUGUCUGGCGGCAAAUCCGGUGGCAAGUCUGCUUCGGCUCCCAAGAACUCGACCUCCCGCUCUUCCAAGGCCGGUCUUCAGUUCCCCGUCGGUCGUAUCCACCGUCACCUCCGCAAGGGUAACUAUGCCCAGCGUGUCGGUGCUGGUGCCCCCGUCUACCUCGCUGCCGUCCUCGAGUACUUGGCCGCUGAGAUCCUCGAGUUGGCCGGAAACGCCGCUCGCGACAACAAGAAGUCCCGUAUCAUUCCCCGCCACUUGCAGCUCGCCAUCCGCAACGACGAGGAGUUGAACAAGUUGCUCGGACACGUCACCAUCGCCCAGGGUGGUGUCCUCCCCAACAUCCACGACUCCCUCUUGCCCAAGAAGACCAAGAAGGGUGGCCCCGCCUCCCAGGAGUUGUAA